Molecule: messenger RNA, 705 nt
Organism: Galendromus occidentalis (western predatory mite)
Lineage: Eukaryota; Metazoa; Arthropoda; Arachnida; Mesostigmata; Phytoseiidae
Gene: DENR
Product: density-regulated protein
Exons: 4
Coding region: 104-652 (182 amino acids)
Biological process (GO): translation reinitiation; formation of translation preinitiation complex
Molecular function (GO): mRNA binding; translation initiation factor activity
Source: RefSeq, a predicted model, not a curated record
GUGUGUCUGUUCGCCGAUUCCUCAAGAUUCGCUGCUGUUCCCACUCCAGUGUCAAAGAUUUCUGAUCCAGUCGAUUCUGUUACGCUGCUCCCACGAAAAAGUCAUGACGGAUGCUCUGCCCGUCGGUCCGCUCCCGGGCGUCAAAUAUCCCAUUGAGGUCUACUACUGCGGGGAAUGUUCGAUGCCGAUUGAGUACUGCGAGUACUACUCGAAUGCUGCCAAAUGCAACGAAUGGUUGAUGAAGCACCUGCCGGAGGAAUUCGAGAAACGAAUGAAGCUCACUGAAGGCUGUGAAGGCGCCAAAGGCGAAUCAACAGAGGAGGAGAAGAAACGUCAAAAACGGGGUGGCAAGGGUGUCAUCAAAACGAAGAAGAAGGUCGAGAAGGAAAGGCACAUACAGCUGAGCCGACAAGCUCGGGGAAAAAAGAAAAGCGUCACCGUCAUACAAGGUCUAGCAACAUUCGAUAUCGAUCUCAAGGAAGCUUCCAAAUUAUUCGGUCAUAAAUUUGCCUGCGGCAGCUCCGUGACCGGCGAGGAUGAAAUAGUUAUUCAAGGUGAUGUCAAAGACGACCUCUUCGACUUGAUACUGGAAAAAUGGUCGGAAAUCGACGAAGAUUCCAUCGAAGAUCUGGGUGAUGUCAAAGCCCGCUAGACGCACCUACCAACAGAAUAAAGAAUAGAGAAAAUGAGUCUGUCAAUAUUUAA